AAGCUCUCUGGAGGGAAACACAUCCACGAAGCCAACAACACCUCACACCACCUGGAAGAUCUUCACCAUGAGGCAGUCAUGUAUGUCCAUCGUCUUCGCCGCAGCGCUGAUAUUCAAGUGCUACGUACUGUCGGGGGCGUUACCCAUGGCCAAGACUGAAGAUGGCUCCUUGGAGCAGGAGACUUUCUCCUCGCUGAUGAGCGACAAGGCGACGGACAACAGCUUCAGCGACGCAGACCUGGACGCCGAGGAGAAACUGAGCGGGCCCAGGGUGAUCGUCGUGGCCGAACCGGGCCUGUGGAGGGACCUGCGGGUGCUGCACAACGGCCUUUCCCUGUACAAGCGGAGAGCGGACCACAGCGAGCAGGUGACCCAGCACAAGGACGCCAGCCAGGGCGUGAACAUCCCCAUCCUGAGGAGGGACAACAUGAGGUGCAUGGUGGGACGGGUGUACCGGCCAUGCUGGGAAGUCUAGGACACUUGACAACUCGCACCGAGAUGUAACAUAACCCAAGAUUCUGUGUAUCUAUAUUUAAAUUAUUGCAGAUGUGAGAAUAAAAACCGUUGAAUUCUG
This is a messenger RNA of Hippoglossus stenolepis (Pacific halibut), 574 nucleotides long. It is a transcript of the gene pmchl, whose product is annotated as pro-melanin-concentrating hormone, like. Bases 68 to 475 code for a protein of 135 amino acids. Gene Ontology annotation, molecular function: melanin-concentrating hormone activity; type 1 melanin-concentrating hormone receptor binding. The record is from RefSeq and is a predicted model, not a curated record. Gene Ontology annotation, biological process: behavior; chemical synaptic transmission. Lineage: Eukaryota; Metazoa; Chordata; Actinopteri; Pleuronectiformes; Pleuronectidae. The transcript has a single exon.